Molecule: messenger RNA, 1075 nt
Organism: Ruditapes philippinarum (Manila clam)
Lineage: Eukaryota; Metazoa; Mollusca; Bivalvia; Venerida; Veneridae
Exons: 2
Coding region: 27-401 (124 amino acids)
Source: RefSeq, a predicted model, not a curated record
UAUUGGUACCACUACCUGCAAAACCAAUGCCUCAAAAGAAGAGACCCAGCAAGGCUGUGACAAGUGCUCGAGUUCUAUCUGGAGAUGAAAUACUUGAAAUAUUAAAGGAACGUGAAGAUGCAGAAGUGAAAAGACUGGAGGAGAAGAAGCAGAGAGAAGAAGAUAGGGAGAUGAAGCGGAAACAGAAGAUAGCUGAAGAUGAGCUGAAAGCAGCAAAGAAACAGAAAAGAGAGACAGAGAAAAAUGAAAGGGAGCAAGAGAAGUUAAGAGAAAGAGAGAGGAAGGAGAAAUUUGGAAAGUUAGCUGAUAGGAAGUAUACGUGUGGUGUGUGUGGUGUUAGAGGAAGAGUGUUUGAUGAGCAAAAUGGUGUUGAGUGGUAUGGAUGUGAUAAUGAUUUGUGAGUUAAAACUGGUUGGUAUCAUUUCGAAUGUUUGAGUGAGAGCGAGAAGAAACUUCUAAGAGAGAGUUUGGAUGAAGAUGAUGUGCAGUGGUACUGCAAAGCAUGCUUCCCACGUUUCUAUGAGGAAGAAUGAUAAACACAAUAUAUGAAAAACUGAGAACAAAAUAAUAAACUUUAUUUCACUUGUUUAAUAUAAAACGGCAAGUUUAUGCUUAAAGUAUGUUGGAUAUUUUUAUUCAUGUUCUGUUACAAAUUGAAUUUUUUUCUUUUUAUAUGUGUUGCAGAUAACAUUUAUGCAGAAAGAAUUUAUUUAGAUAGAUAUUUCGUACUUGUAAAUUAAUGUGUUAUUCAUGAAUACAAUAAAGUUACACUCAGGGUACUAACAUACAAAAUACGGCCGUGGAAAGUAGUUAGUCUUGUUUCAAUGAACAUGAGUGAAAAUGAAUAACAAGUAUUCUUUUUCUUAUGCAUACAUGUAUCCGUAUUUAAAUUUUCUCAUCUCACAUUAUAAAAGUAAUGAAAUACUAAAUCAUUUCCAAAUAAUAAACAUAUUUUUCUGAAUGUGACCCGGAAUUGUCGACGACCCGGAACUGUCGAGUUCACUGUAAUACGUAAUGAUAUUGUCGGCGAAAAAUCACUGCAUAUGUAAUAUUUAAUCUCAUCAGAAUUUCUGAA